AUGGUAGGGUUCGGCUUACACGGACGACCACUCACGUUCAGGUGCAUGCCAAUGCGGCAAUUGCCUCAUCAGGAGAAGAGCACGUGCGAGCCUGGCAAGACUUUUGGGCAGAAGUGUAGUCAUGUCGUGAAGAAACAAAGAGCCAAGUUCUAUAUUCUUCGCCGCUGUAUCGCCAUGUUAGUCUGCUGGCGUGACAACAACCAUGACCGCACGGGUUCUUGAUUGUUUUCUCUUGCAUAACUUUCUUUUCCGUAACGUUUUAGUCUUUCUUUUCUUUCCGCUCAUAACACGUAAUUUAGUAGCUUUUACUAGUGUACUCAUUAUAUCACCAUCCGAGUUCAAACUUGGCAUAAUGCAUACUAG
Molecule: messenger RNA, 363 nt
Organism: Eruca vesicaria subsp. sativa (arugula)
Lineage: Eukaryota; Viridiplantae; Streptophyta; Magnoliopsida; Brassicales; Brassicaceae
Source: the annotation of a GenBank genome assembly